UCACGUGACCCCGCGCAGCGCGGCGGCGGCUCGGCUCGGUGCGGCGCGUUCGCGGCCUAGCGGCGCCUCGGGGCCUCCCCGCGCGGCCCCCGGCGGCCUCCCCCCGGCGCAUCCCCGGCCCGCGCCCCCCGGACGGGCCGCGGCGGCGCUUCGGACGCGGCUCCCGGCCUGCAGCGAGCGACGAUUACAACUGUAAGAAUGUCUUUUCCACCUCAUUUGAAUCGCCCUCCUAUGGGAAUCCCAACACUUCCCCCUGGGAUUCCACCUCCACAGUUCCCUGGCUUUCCUCCACCUGUGCCCCCUGGGACCCCUAUGAUUCCUGUGCCAAUGGGCAUUAUGGCUCCUGCUCCAACUGUAUUAGUUCCUACCACAGUGUCUAUGGUUGGAAAACAUUUAGGAGCCAGAAAAGAUCACCCGGGCUUAAAGAACAAAGAAAAUGAUGAAAACAGCGGUCCCACUACCACCGUUUUUGUAGGCAACAUUUCUGAGAAGGCCUCAGACAUGCUCAUACGGCAGCUUCUAGCAAAAUGUGGCUUGGUUUUGAGUUGGAAGAGAGUACAAGGGGCAUCCGGAAAACUUCAAGCCUUUGGAUUUUGUGAGUACAAAGAACCAGAAUCCACACUACGGGCACUGAGACUACUCCAUGACCUCCAGAUUGGAGAGAAGAAGCUGCUAGUCAAAGUUGAUGCAAAGACAAAGGCUCAGCUAGACGAAUGGAAAGCGAAGAAAAAGGCCUCUAAUGGGAACUCCAGACCAGAGACCACAAAUGAUGAUGAUGAAGCACUGGAUGAGGAAACGAAGAGAAGAGAUCAGAUAAUUAAAGGGGCCAUUGAAGUCUUAAUACGAGAAUAUUCCAGCGAGCUCAAUGCCCCCUCCCAGGAAUCUGACUCUCACCCCAGGAAGAAGAAAAAGGAAAAGAAGGAGGACAUUUUCCGCAGAUUUCCAGUGGCCCCACUGAUACCUUAUCCACUCAUCACCAAGGAGGAUAUAAAUGCUAUAGAAAUGGAGGAAGACAAAAGAGACCUGAUAUCAAGAGAGAUCAGUAAAUUCAGAGACACACACAAGAAACUGGAGGAGGAAAAAGGCAAAAAGGAGAAAGAAAGACAGGAAAUUGAAAAAGAACGCAGAGAAAGAGAAAGGGAACGAGAGCGUGAACGAGAAAGGAGGGAGCGUGAAAGAGAGAGGGAGCGUGAACGUGAACGUGAGAAGGAGAAGGAACGGGAGCGUGAACGGGAGCGAGAUAGGGAUCGUGACCGAACUAAAGACCGAGACAGAGACCGUGAACGGGACAGAGAUCGGGACAGAGAUCGUGAAAGGAGUUCAGAUCGCAACAAGGAUCGGAGCAGAUCAAGAGAAAAAAGCAGAGACAGGGAAAGAGAACGGGAGCGGGAAAGAGAACGAGAGCGGGAAAGGGAACGUGAGAGAGAACGGGAAAGAGAGCGAGAAAGAGAACGAGAGAAAGAUAAAAAGAGAGACCGAGAAGAAGAUGAAGAAGAUGCCUAUGAACGCCGAAAGCUAGAGAGGAAACUGCGGGAAAAAGAAGCUGCAUAUCAAGAGCGUCUUAAAAACUGGGAAAUUAGAGAAAGGAAGAAAAGUAGAGAAUAUGAAAAAGAGGCUGAAAGAGAAGAAGAAAGGAGGAGGGAAAUGGCAAAAGAAGCCAAACGGUUAAAAGAAUUCUUAGAAGAUUAUGAUGAUGACAGAGAUGAUCCAAAAUACUACAGGGGUAGUGCUCUUCAGAAGAGGCUACGAGACAGGGAGAAAGAGAUGGAAGCAGAUGAACGGGAUAGGAAAAGGGAAAAGGAAGAACUAGAAGAAAUUAGGCAGCGCCUUCUGGCAGAAGGACACCCAGAUCCAGAUGCAGAACUCCAGAGGAUGGAGCAGGAGGCUGAGCGGCGUAGGCAGCCACAAAUCAAACAAGAGCCAGAGUCUGAGGAGGAAGAGGAGGAAAAGGCAGAAAAAGAAGAAAAAAGAGAAGAGCCAGAGGAAGAGGAGGAGGAGCCUGAACAAAAGCCCUGCCUUAAACCAACUUUACGACCAAUCAGUUCUGCCCCAUCUGUUUCUUCUGCUAGUGGAAAUGCAACUCCUAACACACCCGGUGAUGAAUCUCCCUGUGGCAUUAUUAUCCCUCAUGAAAAUUCACCUGAUCAACAACAGCCGGAGGAGCAUCGUCCCAAAAUAGGACUUAGCCUCAAACUGGGUGCCUGCAAUAGUCCUAAUCAGCCCAACGCUGUGAAAAGGAAGAAGCUUGCUGUGGAUAGUGUUUUCAAUAAAUUUGAUGAUGAAGACAGUGAUGAUGUGCCCCGGAAAAGGAAACUUGUCCCCCUGGAUUAUGGAGAUGAAGAUAAAAGCAAUAUUAAAGGCAGUGUCAAUACAGAAGAAAAACGCAAACAUAUUAAGAGUCUUAUUGAGAAGAUUCCCACAGCAAAACCAGAGCUCUUUGCAUAUCCUCUUGACUGGUCAAUUGUGGAUUCAACACUAAUGGAACGUCGAAUUAGACCGUGGAUAAACAAGAAAAUAAUAGAAUAUAUUGGUGAAGAAGAAGCCACGCUAGUUGACUUUGUUUGUUCAAAGGUUAUGGCUCACAGCUCACCACAAAGCAUACUGGAUGAUGUUGCCAUGGUACUAGAUGAAGAAGCUGAAGUUUUCAUAGUCAAAAUGUGGAGGUUGUUGAUAUACGAGACAGAAGCCAAGAAGAUUGGUCUAGUGAAAUAAAGCACUCUCCUUGCUUCUAGGGUUCCAUUUUUCAAUUUUUUUUUCCAUUGUUCAAAGACUUUGAAUUUUCUCUGUUCUCAGAGACUUGAGACCUGUAUUUUUUUAUGUAGAAAAUGUGAAUUUUUUUGUCCUCUGCUUUGAGGCCCCCUUUACCCUUCUCAGUUAGUUAUAUGAAAUCCUGCAUUGGUUCUCUUUAUAAUUCACCAGGUACAAUUACCGGUAUGUUUUAUAAGCUGCAGCUACUGUACACGCUCUCUGGUAAUCUUGUUAUGUUACUUUGAUUCUUGUAAAUAUUAGAGAAAAAAAAAGGCCCA
Molecule: messenger RNA, 3026 nt
Organism: Cygnus atratus (black swan)
Lineage: Eukaryota; Metazoa; Chordata; Aves; Anseriformes; Anatidae
Gene: RBM25
Product: RNA binding motif protein 25
Exons: 19
Coding region: 199-2712 (837 amino acids)
Biological process (GO): regulation of alternative mRNA splicing, via spliceosome; mRNA processing
Cellular component (GO): spliceosomal complex
Molecular function (GO): mRNA binding
Source: RefSeq, a predicted model, not a curated record